Molecule: messenger RNA, 2934 nt
Organism: Python bivittatus (Burmese python)
Lineage: Eukaryota; Metazoa; Chordata; Lepidosauria; Squamata; Pythonidae
Gene: ODR4
Product: odr-4 GPCR localization factor homolog
Biological process (GO): intracellular protein localization
Cellular component (GO): endomembrane system
Source: RefSeq, a predicted model, not a curated record
AGACAAAAAAUAAAAAUAAUUAGUACAAGAAAAUCUGCCUUGCUUAAAAUACAGGGGUUUUUUUGUUAAUUGCGUCAUAGGUUGACAGCACGUGGUUACGUCAUUAAAAUGAGUCCUGCUGGAUGAAGGAGGGCACUGGCCCCGAGAGAUGACGGAUCGAGGAACACAUCGGUGCUUGUAAAAAGAACGGAAUCUGGUAAAUGGGUUGGAUGGGGCUGUAUAGCAAGAAAACUGCGGUGAGACGUAAAUAAAGCGAAAGAGAGUUCUUGAGCCUCUUCUCCUUCUCCCUCAUCAUUUAUUACACAUUUUAUGGUUGGGCAAUUAAAUCUUUGCAAUAAUGGGAAGAAGCUACUUCGUGGAGGAAGCUGUUGGGCAAUAUUUAUCAGACCUGAGCGCUAAAUCAAAAGGUCUUAUUACUGGUCUUUUAGUAGGGCAGUGUACCCAGCAAAGAGACUAUGUUUUACUGAGUAUUCGAACACCUGUAAAAGAGGAGGAAAGUAACAGCAGUGCAAACCACCAUUCAGACUUGUCUAAUAUUGAUGAAGAAUGGACAGCAGCACAUGCCAGACAGGUAUCAAGAAUGCUUCCUGGAGGACUGUUAGUUCUUGGUGUUUUUAUCAUUUCAGUUCCAGAGCUGGCAAAAGAAGUCCAAAAUACCCUGAGGAAGCUUCUUUUUUCAGUAGAAAAGUCUGUAGCUAGAAAGAGGUUGUGGAACAUCUCCGAGGAAGAUGUAUCGGAUAGAGUGGCACUUCAUCUUUGUUCUACUACAAAGAAAAUACUUUGUCGUACCUAUGAUGUGCAAGAUCCCAAGAGUACAGCUAAGCCAGCAGACUGGAAAUACCAGAAUGCUCUUUCUGCUUCUUGGCUAUCUUUAGACUGCACGGUUAAUGUUAAUAUACAUAUUCCUCUCCCUGCUACGUUGGCCAGCCACGACCUAGAAAAAAAUACAAGGAACGGGUUAGGACGUUGGGCCCAACAGAUAGAGGCGGCUGUCUUUUUGAUAAAUGGUCAGGUCAAAGAGGAAGAUGCUGAUUUACUGGAAGGGCAGAAAAAGUCAAGAGGAUAUAUGCCAUCGGCUGCUAGGAACUUUGAUGUUAGGGUUUUAACACAGUUGAUGCAAAGUACAAACUCCAGAUCUACAGCUACAGUCCAAAUCUGCAGUGGUUCCAUAAAUCUUAAAGGAGCUUUAAAAUGUAAAGCUUACAUCCAUAAUAACAAGCCUAAAGUUAAAGACGCCGUUCAGGCCUUGAAGAGAGACAUAAUAAACACGCUGUCCGAUCGUUGUGAAAUAUUCUUUGAAGAUCUGCUCAUAAAUGAAAUGCCAGGAAAGAAAGAUUCUGAAAGGGAAUAUCACGUCUUACCUUGUAGAGUUUUCACUCCCAUUGUGGGAUCCAAUGUGUUACUUUGUGAUUAUAAGUUUGGUGAUGAGACAGUCAGGGAAAUUCAAGAGCAUUUUCUUGAAAUGCUGGAUCAAGUUGUUCAAACAGAUGAUUUGCAUAUUGCUGAGGAAAUGAAUACAGUUGAAGUAAACCUGCCAAAGGAAUUCCAGGACGACAUGCAACCAAAGCAGGUGACAAAAGAAAUGCUGCUGUUGAAACUACAGCAAAAUAUGGGAGUGGUGGUGGCAGUGGCAGUUGCCAUAUCUGCAGUAGCCUUCUCCUUUAACUACUUCAGUGAUUAAGCUUCAGAAAUCAAGAAUGAACCUCAAAACUCACGCCAUUACAGAUGUACUCCAAGGAUGCAAACUUCUUGAGCUGAAUAUGUUAAGAUAAUAUGUCAUCAUCUAAGAACAGCAAUACAUGGCUCUAAAAAGCAAUUAUCUAUCAUUCUCUUUCUGCAUGAAAGUAAUGUAGGUGGUAUACUCUGGUGGAAAAGUGGGAAGACCCACACUGUCAACUGGCACUUACAAGAGAUGAAUUUUUCAGGGGACUGUUCUAAAACAUCUGUUUUAACUUUCUCCUUACUUAAUAAACAUUUUAAAAACCCUGCUAACACAGUUACUUGAGUUUUUUUCAGGAAGUGUUGAAACUGCAUGAUAAGCAAUACUGUGAGUUCCUUUUUCUUUGAAUUAACCCACAAGUGUUUUCUUAAAUUACAUACUAACUGUGAUUAUUUUUCUUCCUCAAUUCAUCUACACCUGUCACAGAAUACAUGUGAAUGUAAGUGUGCAUGUGUGUUUAUUUCACAGCACAAAUAUCCUAUGCCAGUCCUGAUGGACACUGGGAACUCUAUUCUAUAAUAACAUAACGUAUAAUAAAACGGUUAAUUGCUGUGAUGGAUGCCCCAGCCAAAGGUUAAUUGGAAUAAGAUAGAUUUUACUUGCCUGUGAAAUGCAAGAAGAGUAACUAUACCUCUGUGAGAGAUUCCAAAGAUUGGGCUCUACUAUAGAGAAGGUCUAUCAUCUUGUCCAUGUUCUCUUCAUACCCCUCAAGAAGGAAGAAUACCAAGUACACCUUUCUCUCUCUCCCUGUUUCCCCUCUUUUAAAAAGUUGGUUUAUUUCUCUGUCCUAGGGAAAAACUUCAAAUGUUCGUGAUAGAGAUUGUUCCUUUCCUGAAAAUAAACUCAAAGGUAGUCCAUUACUUGUAUAUAACAAUAUUACAGGCUUGGAUCAUAGUGCAGGUGUUUAACCUGCUGUGGCUGCUUUGAAAUAUACAAACUUCAUUUGCUUUUUGUUUCAUGCCUGUUUCAUUGUUCACAACCAAGAGCCUUAGGGGAUUGGAUGGUUUACAAUAUUGUAAAAAUAAAUAAGUUAAAAGAAGUAAGGUAAAGAAGUAAUCUGCUCUUUUAUCCGAGUUGCUUUCGAUGUAUUUGGUUGGAUAUUGACUUGAGUAUGUUGGUCGCCUGAUUUAUAGGAACUUUAUUCAUUUAUUACUGAAGUUUGUACGCUGCUCCAUUCCUGACUGUCUCUUACACAUUAAUGUCUCUUCAACUUA